AUGUCGGAUCUUAAUAAAAUUCCAUUCCCUCGUAAUAAAGAAUCUACGGUAUAUUUAUGUCUUGUACCCUUAUUCUAUACCCCAAGAGUUGAAAAGAUUCUGACUUUCAAUAUGACUCAACUUUUUAAUCGCAUGCAAGACCUCGAAAAGAAUCGAAAACGCGACAUGGCUCAGCGAGGAAUUAUGCAACUAUUUUGGGGUUUAUUGGCUAUACUCUUCAUUUAUCUCGUUAUGGAUAUCACGUCCAGAAAAGUCUGA
Botrytis fragariae is the source of this 258-nucleotide messenger RNA. RefSeq lists its product as uncharacterized. Bases 1 to 258 code for a protein of 85 amino acids. The record is from RefSeq and is a predicted model, not a curated record. NCBI's taxonomy places the organism in Eukaryota, Fungi, Ascomycota, Leotiomycetes, Helotiales, Sclerotiniaceae. The transcript has 2 exons.